AGUUGAAGUUGGCUGUGUCCCUCGAGUUUGAUUGGAAUGAAGAGUGCCACUUAACUAAUCGGUUGCCUUAACCCCACUAAUCCUUCAUCUGACAUCUCUCAAAAAAAAUUUUAUUUAAUAUUCUCAAUUUUUAAGUUGCCUUUAAGCGAUAAUGUCGGAAUCGGAGCCCAGGAAUGCGUUUGUCGUCGUUCUUCAGGCCCUUUUCCGAGCGAUUGAUGGUCCCACUACAUGGUUUCGAGAAAAGGUUGUCGAACCGAACCAGCAACAGUAUCCCUGGUAUCAUCAGAAAUUCCGAAGGGUUCCGACAAUAGAUCAGUGUUAUACUGAUGAUGCUGUGUGCAUUUAUGAGGCUAACCAGCAAUAUAGACGCGAUAGAAAAGUAGAUACCGAAAUACUCACCAUUCUACGUUCAAGAUUUGAAGAUUGCGUUAUGUAUGAAAGCCCUGAUCAUGUGACGAAAUGUGCCGAUAUUAAUAGAGUUUACCAAGAAUCCAUCACCAACUGGUUUACGAAAUAUGGUGAUAUGGGAUUGUAUCACGAUGCCCAAACCGCCCUAUCGAAGCAGAAGCACCGAAUGAUUUGGGAGCGCAGGUACGGACCUGUGGGGUGCGGUAAAACCCGUAAAUUUCCCCAGGAGUAAUAGGAAAAUUAACUCCCCUAGAAUGAAGUUAGAUUUAUUAACCGCCUUUGGGUUGUUGAAUUAAAAGCGGUGUCUACAGUCAUUGGUGGAAAAUGGUGUAGUGUGUCCCAUUAAAAUAAACGUUUUAAAAAUA
Dendroctonus ponderosae (mountain pine beetle) is the source of this 773-nucleotide messenger RNA. RefSeq names its product NADH dehydrogenase [ubiquinone] 1 beta subcomplex subunit 10 (gene ND-PDSW). The coding region runs from base 152 to 640 and encodes 162 amino acids. The record is from RefSeq and is a predicted model, not a curated record. NCBI's taxonomy places the organism in Eukaryota, Metazoa, Arthropoda, Insecta, Coleoptera, Curculionidae. The transcript is spliced from 4 exons.